This is a messenger RNA of Diospyros lotus (date-plum), 3837 nucleotides long. RefSeq lists its product as uncharacterized. Gene Ontology annotation, molecular function: nucleic acid binding; zinc ion binding. NCBI's taxonomy places the organism in Eukaryota, Viridiplantae, Streptophyta, Magnoliopsida, Ericales, Ebenaceae. The transcript has 3 exons. The record is from RefSeq and is a predicted model, not a curated record. The coding region runs from base 1 to 3837 and encodes 1278 amino acids.
AUGGUAAACACUCGUCGAACCAAGAACCCUAGGCGCAGAAACAACGUUCGAGAGGAGGAGAUGCAGGACCAGCACGAGGAAGGGACGGAGAUGCCCCAAGGUAACCCACUGCCAGAAGGGAACCAAGGAGGAGGAACUCGUAUGGAUCAAAUGGAACGAGUCUUGGGAAGUAUGGUCACCCUUAUACGAGGAACACAACCAGCGGGUCAGGUUAUCCCCCGAAAUCCUAAUGUUAGCGACAGGUUCCAGCGGUUGAACCCGCCUGUUUUUCAAGGAAAGGCAGGGACUGACCCCUGUGAGAGUGAGUUUUGGCUGGAGCAGGUCGAAAAGAUCUUUGACUUUAUUAGCUGUGAGGAGGAGGAUAAAGUUGGUUGUGCAACAUUUAUGCUUCGUGAUGAAGCUGACCAGUGGUGGAAAAUGAUGCAGAGAACCCUACAAGGUCCUGAAGGACGAGAAAAUGGAGAAAGGUCGGGAGUUCAUGAAUCUAAAACAAACUGGGGACAUGUCCAUCGCCCAAUACGAGGAUCACUUCACAAGGCUGAUCAAGUAUAUGCCUAUUACAACCUAGACGAGGAAGCCAAAGCGCAGAAGUUCCUUGGAGGACUGAAGUGGAAGAUUCAACUAGCCUUAAGCUCCUUAGGGACACGCACCUAUGCAGAAGUGGUGCUGCAAGCCUUGACGGUAGAAAGCAACUUUCGGCGAAUGGAGACUUUGGGAACGGAAUUUCGUGGGCCCGAGGAUGGAAGGUUGGGAAGAAAGCAUGACUUGGGGACUCAAGGGAGGAAGUUCAAGACCAAAGGUUCAUGCCCGAAAUGUCAGAAAUAUCAUCCAGGGAAGCCUUGUAGGACAGGAGCCCAAAGAUGCUAUUCUUGUGAAGGAACUGGCCACGUGGCUCGGGAUUGCCCAAAGGGGAUUGUGUGUUUCACUUGCCAGAAGCCUGGUCAUAUCUCUCGCGACUGCCCUCAAAAGAAAGGUAUUGUUCAAUUCAGGGCGAAUAAAGGAAGCAUGGAGCCACAACGGGGACGCGUAUUUAGUUUGAUGAGAGAAGACGCCAGUGCCAACCCAUCAAUAAUACAAGGUACAAUGAUCUUUCUUGAUACGCCGGUGCAAGUAUUGAUAGACCCAGGGUCUACUCAUUCAUUUGUAUCGCAUGCAUUGGCACGUUGUUUAAAAUUGGAAUUGGGAGAACUAGGGUGUCCCAUGAUAGUAUCUACCCCUUUUGGAAAACAAGUAGAAACACAUACAGGCUAUGGGGAUGGACGGAUCGUAUUGGGGAAUAAUGAAUUUUCAGUCGAACUUACGUCCCUAGAUAUUCAGGAUUUUGACAUAAUCUUGGGGAUGGAUUUCUUGACUAAAUAUAAUGCAAAAAUUAACUGUCAAGAAAAGACAGUUGAGUUACAAACAGAUAAUGGAACUUGGGAGAAGUUUCGAGGGAAAAAUGGGAGUAGGAGAAUCAAAUGGAUAACAGCCCUUAAAGCUAUUAGGAUGUUAGGGAAAGGAGCAUAUGGCUACCUAGCUUGUGUACAGGAGAAUAACAAAAAGGUUGGGCUUGGGAAAGUGGCCAUAGUAAGAGACUUUCCUGAUGUGUUUCCUGAAGACUUACCUGGACUACCCCCUUAUCAGGAAAUUGAGCUUGCCAUAGAUGUCCUACCAGGGACAGACCCUAUAUCAAUACCUCCUUAUAGGAUGGCCCCAGCAGAAUUAAGGGAAUUGAAAAGUCAGCUGCAGGAUCUUUUGGACAAGGGUUUUAUCCAACCUAGCAUGUCACCUUGGGGAGCACCUAUAUUGUUUGUAAAGAAAAAGGACGGGAGUCUAAGGAUGUGCAUAGAUUACCGUCAACUGAAUAAGGUUACUAUAAAAAACAAGUAUCCGCUCCCUAGAAUUGAUGAGUUGUUUGACCAGUUACAAGGUGCUAGGGUAUUCUCGAAGAUAGAUUUGAGGUCGGGCUACUACCAGUUGCGAAUCAAGAAGGAGGAUGUAUUGAAAACUGCCUUUAGAUCUCGUUAUGGACACUAUGAGUACUUGGUGAUGCCAUUUGGGUUGACUAACGCACCAGCAGCCUUUAUGGACUUGAUGAAUAGGAUAUUCAGGCCAUACCUAGACCAGUUUGUGAUUGUGUUUAUUGAUGAUAUUCUAAUAUAUUCAACUAGCAGGGAGGAACAUGAGCGACACCUGGAAACAGUCCUAAAGACGUUACGGGAGCAUCGAUUAUAUGCCAAAUUUUCUAAAUGUGAGUUUUGGCUAACCCAAAUAGCUUUUCUGGGUCAUGUCAUAUCAGAGGAAGGAAUAGCGGUGGAUCCUUCAAAAGUUGAGACAAUAAGGAAUUGGGAGCAACCUAAGACCGUAACUGAGGUGCGUAGUUUUUUGGGGCUGGCAGGUUAUUAUAGAAAAUAUGUUGAAGGAUUUUCUCAUAUUGCUUUACCACUUAACCAGUUAACGAGAAAAGGAGUUAAGUUUGAAUGGAAUAUGGCAUGUGAGCAUAGUUUUAAUGAACUCAAAAAGAGACUAACCUCUGCACCUAUGAGGCAACGGCGGUAUUUAUUUUCACAGAGGGAUUUGAAUAUGAGGCAACGGCGGUGGAUGGAAUUCUUGAAGGAUUACGAUUGUACGAUCCAGUACCACCCCGGGAAGGCAAAUGUUGUGGCUGAUGCGUUAAGCAGGAAAAGGCCUGCUCUAAUAGCUAAUUUGAUGGCCCGGGAAUGGGGACUGGUGGAGGCUUUUAGCCAUUUGUCAGUGGGUGCAAUUCCUAAAAGAACGUCCGUCUACGUCGCUGGCCUGGUGGUUCAUUUCCAUCUGGUGGAACAAAUCCAGCAAGCUACUCUGGAAGACUCGAGGGUGAAGUUGUGGGUAGAUGAUCGGGGAAGGGUCAAAAACCCUAACUUCAAUUUUUCUGACGGUAUAUUACGGUUCAUGAACCGAAUAUAUGUGCCCAGGGUCAAGGAAUUGAGGCAAACCAUUCUAGAAGAGGCGCAUCGAGCCAAAUACACUAUCCACCCUGGUACUACCAAAAUGUACAGGGACUUGAGAAAUUUGUAUUGGUGGUCGGGAAUGAAGAAAGACAUAGCUCGUCACGUGAGUCGAUGUGACACUUGUCAAAGGAUAAAGAUCGAACAUCAAAAGCCUGCUGGGAAGCUGCAACCCCUAGAUAUUCCCGAAUGGAAGUGGGAGCAUAUCACUAUGGAUUUUGUUACAGGUUUGCCAAAAGGACCUAUGGGAAAUGAUGCAAUAUGGGUAAUAGUGGAUAGGCUAACAAAGUCUGCUCAUUUUCUGCCCAUGAAAGUAGGGCAACCAGUCAGCAAGUUAGCACAAUUGUAUAUAAAAGAGAUAAUCCGAUUGCAUGGAACUCCAGAAAAGAUAAAGGCAGCCCAAAGCCGACAGAGGUCAUAUGCCAAUAAUCGAAGGAGGGGUUUGGAAUUUCAAACUGGAGAUAAGGUAUACUUGAAGAUCUUGCACCAAGGGAAGAAACGAGGAAAGUUAAACCCACGCUAUGUUGGGCCAUAUGAGGUUUUGGAACGUAUUGGGCCAGUAGCAUAUCGGUUAGCACUACCCCCAUCAAUGUCUGGGGUACACGAUGUGUUCCAUGUGUCUCGUCUACGAAAGUGCGAACCCGAUCCUUCUCAGAAGAUUCCAGAAGAAACGAUUGAAUUGCAAGAGAAUUUGACCUACCCCGAAGAACCCAUUGAGAUCUUGGACCGGAAGGAGAAAGUAUUGAGAAACAAGGUAAUACCACUGGUGAAAGUGUUAUGGAAACACCAUAACAUUCAGGAAGCCACUUGGGAGAGAGAAGAAGAAAUGCAACAGAAGUUCUCACACCUCUUUAACCAUGUGGAGACCUAG